Molecule: messenger RNA, 2607 nt
Organism: Physcomitrium patens
Lineage: Eukaryota; Viridiplantae; Streptophyta; Bryopsida; Funariales; Funariaceae
Biological process (GO): protein ubiquitination; regulation of cell adhesion
Molecular function (GO): ubiquitin protein ligase activity
Source: RefSeq, a predicted model, not a curated record
UCCCUCCGAAAGCAUUGCUACUACGACGACGACGACUUCUAUUGCCCCGCUUCUGAUUGAGCACGUUCAAUGUCGCAACCCAAUUUCGCUGUUGUUGUGAUUGUGCGUGCGACUUCGAAAGAAGGGGGCAGAAUGAUGAGAUGGCCAACGGACCACGACGUGUUAUAAACAGACUUACAUUUCACUGUUCCUGGCUUGCGAUUUUUAAUGAAUAUUGUGAAGUGAGACGAGUUGUACGGCAAAUUUGAGCUCUUCGUGGCGUUGUUGGAGGCGGAAUGCGAGUGACAAGCGCUCAGUUGUUGAGUUCCUAGCUGUCUGAUUAGGUGCAAAACUUGAUGCUAUUGGUUUCCGGAGAAUUUCUUUCAGUCUCAUUUAUGGUGGUGUAAGACCUCUCGAAAAUGGAAGCUGUGGCUGUUGGCGUACCUUGAGCGGGUUAGAGUUCGGCAUUGUGGCGGAGCGUGUAGAUAGGGGAUGGACAGGAUGUGUGAUGAAAGAGUUGCCCUGGUAUUAACGCGGUUGAGAGGUUUGUGAGAGGAGCCUAAUGGGGAGAUUAAUGUAGAGGAGCCAGGGUUUUGUGGCUUUGUGUGGUUAGGAAUUUGAUCAUGUGAGUGUCAUCGCUGCCCAUGAGGUUUGCCUUCGUGGAGACCUAUUCCACUGUUUUGUGGCUUCAGAAAACAUGCCGGGUUGAUGCCUCCGGGAUCGUCAGGGACUUCUUGUGGAGUUUUGGAGUAGUAACCCUAAGUAUGGAGAGAGAGGAGGGUUUUAAGAUUGGGUAGUGGAGUUGCGCUGCAUGGUAGUAGGAACGAAUUUUUAGUGCGAGAGAUGCCAGUGAGUGAUAUAGUGCAAUGGUGAAUUUAACUAUACGCCUCGGCAAGACCGGGGCUGGAGCCGGAGCCAUACCAGGCGGGAAGCAGGAGCAAGCCGGCGGUACAAUCCCCAAGGGUCCAUCUGUUCCGCCUCAUUUGAUGGGCACAGACUUACCGCAUUUGAAAGGGGUGGGAACCGUCUUUUCGGAGCCUUGCGCAAUGAACUUCGUGGGAGUGAAAGCUCUUCGCAAACCUGGGGACAAAGUUCACAUUUGUGUGCGGUGCGAUUUCCCGAUUGCUGUUUACGGCCGGCUGAUACCGUGCGAACAUGCGUUCUGCUUGACGUGCGCCAAACUUUAUCCAACUUGCUUCCUGUGUGAAGAAAGGGUUACACGUAUUCAAAAGAUGGACGUCCUAGAAGGUAUCUAUAUCUGUGGUGCCCCAGGUUGUCUGCGCUCUUUCCUUGCAAGACCCGAUUUUGACUUGCACAUCUCUGAUGCCCAUUCCCAGCUCUUGCAACUGGAGCAGGGAAGAUUAUCACCAGAAAGAAAUCCCUCUGCUGCAAACUCAUUAUCUGAAACUCAGGUUCAGUCACAACAUGCUGAUGUUGCCCCCCCUGUACGGCAACCCUCUGGCACCCUGCAGGUGCUUCUCCCACGAAAAGAACCCCAGCGUAAGCCACCGAAAAGUGUUCGGCAAGACCCUCUGGGUCUACUCGCGCGGCCAGUCCCUGAGCUUCGGCUGCCGGAGGAGUUCCCACACCACCGCGCCGGCGACCAGCGCACGAACUCAUCUAAAGACGGUAAAACCCAGGGGAACGAUCAAAAGCUGCUGCCCAGAUACAGGGAGUGGGAGAUGCAUGCUCCUCAAGGGCAAGGCGAGAAUGAGAGAAACACCCAUGAAGGGGAGUCACUCAGAGAGAGACGGUUAGAUGGAGGCUCCUCGAAUCAUUCAGGACGAAGGAAGGAAAGAGAGGGCGACAAGGGCGGCCCCCCUCCUCAUCCUCCUCCUCCUCCCCCCUCCCUUCCACCCCCGAAGAAAUCACACAAGCAGGAGCAGCAGCAACCGAUCCAGCAACUGCCUCCUCCACCUCCUUACCCUCCCCCAAGCUUUCCUCCGGCUUAUCUUCCCCAGCAAGAGGGAAACAGCUUUCCUUCUCGGUUUGAGGCUCCAAGGAGUUUCCACUCUGGCAUGCUGUAUGAGAAUGGUCAUCAGUUGAGGCACCCUAAUGGUUCUAUUAGACCUCCUGAGGGUUAUGGACAGGGAGGUCACAGGUCCAUGAAUGGGAAUAGCCAAGAACAAUUCGGUCAAAAUAGACCACUUCGACCACAUUUCCAUUCAGAUUAUAGCCCACCCAUGGGCCACCUUCCUCCUCCAGGACCUCCAGGACCUCCAGGCCCUCAUCACAAGCGGCCCAAGUUGAAUGAGCAGGGGAUGGAUUACAGCACCUGGGGGCCUGGGACUCCUGGCCGCUUUGCAGGGCCGCCUCCUGGCUAUGGUUACCCGAAUUGGAUGCCCCCUGCAAACUCUUGAAUGAAUGAUGUAAAGAUUAGGCCAGAUGCAUGGGUAUCUGGACUUUCUGAUGAAAUAUUUGAGUGCAGUGAAGUGCUGAGGAAAGCUUCGGCCUUAGGGUAAAGCUUGGUCUUCCUCGAUGAUCCGCAUUCAGGUUUUAUUCUCACAGUAGCUUCAAGGUCACGCAGGCACAGCUACUCAAUGGGCUUCUUGUACAUUUCUUUCUUGAGAAACAUUUUUUCUUAUUAAUUAUAUAUAUAUAUAUAUAUAUAUAUAUAUAUAUGGCUGA